AUGGAAGCAUCACAUUUAGAUGGCAUGGAAGCCGAGGCGUUCGAACGACUAACAAUCAUCGCUACAAUUCCCCAAACACCAGUCCAAAGCUACAUUCAGGAAACGCUAGCAGCAAUCCUGGAUGAAGUAUCCUUCCGUGAAGGCCACCUCUCUAUUACCCUCAAACAGAGAGGUAAAAAGUUUGCCUCACUAUUCAUUAACCCACGUACAUUGGCCCUGGAGACGUCGGAGAUACAGACAUACACCACCUACAGAUGGCCCGGCGGCGAUAUGAACGAAGCAUUGAAAUUCACUGCCGCUCUUCGAGUCCUCGCGGCCAUCGCAGAGGCAGUUCAGGCGGGGUUGGUGGUCUCUAAGAGAGACAUAUACUACAGUGAUCCUAUCUGCUUCGGCUCCCAGAAAACCGUCGAUACACUCGUUGAUGACCUGGCACACACAAUGGGGGUGGAUCGUGCUGCAUUAUAUGUGGGGGCAGCAGCAAAAGGACUUGUCGUGGGAUACUAUCAGAUGACCACCACAAGCGCGGGAGUAGUGGACGCGCGGUUAUCAAACCAGGCCGUAUACCGUCGACUCGCAAGCAGCAACUACCACAUCAGAUCUGCAGCAGGCAAGGGCGUCCUCGUCACUGUAAGUGCUGAUACCCCUAUUACAUUCUAAGAGACAUACCAACCAUUCCAGGGAAAAGGAUAUCCUGAUCUCAGUACUCGGGCAUUCGUCCGUAAACUCUUCGACCACAGCCACCAACUCACCAAGAAACCGCAAUUCUACGCCUUAGUGGACGGUGACCCCGACGGCAUGGCCAUUAUGGCCACAUACAAGUAUGGCUCUGUGGCUUUUGCCCACGAAAACCGGAACUUGAAUGUGCCCGGUCUCCACUGGCUAGGUUUGAGACUAGCGGAGGUGGUUGCAGGAGCUGAUCCACUAGGCGAUGGCACGCUACUCCAUCUUACGAAGCGGGAUAGGAAGAAGGCCAUCGAUAUGCUGUCUAAAAAUCCUGUCUGGGAGGCUGAUGGACCGGAGCCGGAAUGGCGGGUCGAGCUGCAGCGAAUGCUCAUGCUGAAUGUCAAGGCAGAGAUGGAGAUCCUGUAUGACAUGGAGGGUGGCUUGACAGGAUGGCUAGAUAGGAAGCUGGUCCAUCUCAUACAAAACACAUCUAUGCAUUCCUGA
Molecule: messenger RNA, 1167 nt
Organism: Aspergillus niger
Lineage: Eukaryota; Fungi; Ascomycota; Eurotiomycetes; Eurotiales; Aspergillaceae
Exons: 6
Biological process (GO): meiotic DNA double-strand break processing; reciprocal meiotic recombination; meiotic DNA double-strand break formation
Cellular component (GO): nuclear chromosome
Molecular function (GO): ATP binding; DNA binding; DNA topoisomerase type II (double strand cut, ATP-hydrolyzing) activity
Source: RefSeq, a predicted model, not a curated record